AUGGCUGAUCCAGACCUCGAAGCUGUCCACCCCGUCGAAGCGGCCAGUCCCAAGAUGCUGCAUCCCAAAACUGAUGCUCCGUGGACCAGCUCAGAUGGUAGCCACGAAAUUGCCGACAUUGACAAUCUUGAAAAGGCACAGGCCAUUGCCGAGCAUGACCUGCAUGGACCACGCAAGCAGACUUACUCUGGCAUCGUUUUGGCCUGGCUCAGUUUCCAGGCAACGGGCGUCAUCUACGGUGACAUUGGCACCUCGCCUCUAUAUGUCUAUUCUUCGACUUUUUCAGCUCAGCCUAGCUGGCAGGAUCUCGUCGGCGCUCUUUCCAUCAUCAUCUGGUCGCUAACUCUCAUGGUGUCUGUCAAAUACUGCUUCAUAGUGUUGCACGCCGACGAUGAUGGGCAAGGCGGCACCUUUGCGCUGUACAGUCUGUUGACGAGAUUCACGCGCAUCGCUCGACCUAACCCUCGAGACCCUGUGGGGUAUGGUUUGAGACGCCACAAUACAAACGAUCUGAAGGCAGGCGGAAAGAGCAUACGCGAAUUUCUCGAGCGCUCGAGGAUCUCGCAGUUUUCACUACAGUUCAUUGGAGUUUUGGGCGUUUCCAUGGUCAUGGCGGAUGGCGUGCUGACGCCGGCCCAGUCGGUCCUCGGUGCCAUUCAGGGCAUUACGGUUGUCAACUCCAACCUGAAAACCCCUGCGAUUGUUGGCAUUUCGUGUGCCAUAUUGGUGCUUCUUUUCGUCAUUCAGCCUUUCGGGACGGCCAAAAUCGGAACUACAUUCGCACCAAUUGUAGUCAUCUGGCUGCUGUUCAAUCUCUGCGUUGGCAUUUACAACCUGGCGCUGCAUGACUACACAGUGCUCAAGGCUUUCAGCCCGCACUUUGCCUUUACUUAUCUUAUACGCAACGGACACGAUGGCUGGCGGUCCCUCGGGGGUCUCCUGCUAGCAUUCACCGGUAUCGAGGCUCUUUUUGCCGAUCUUGGGGCGUUCAGCAAGCGCGCCAUCCAGAUAUCCUGGCUCUGCUUCGUGUACCCCUGUCUCGUGGUGGCUUACAUCGGGCAGGCUGCGUACAUAUCCACCGACAAGACCCAGACUGCCUACACGAAUCCCUUCUUCAAGACCCUCCCUCCCGGAAGCUUGUACUUUGGCCUGAUUAUUGCGAUACUGGCGGCCAUUGUUGCGUCGCAGGCCAUGAUCACUUCGACGUUCCAGCUGCUUUCCCAGAUCAUGAGGUUGUCCUACUUUCCGCACAUCAAAGUCACACACACUAGCACAAAGUUCCACGAGCAAGUCUACAUGCCUUUGGCUAACUGGCUCCUGAUGAUUGGCACUGUUAUCGUCACAGCCGUUUACAACAAUACCACAUCUCUUGGCAAUGCUUAUGGCGUGUGCGUCAUCUCUGUUACUUUUAUAAGCACUUGUAUGGUCGCACUGGUCGCCAUCCUCGUGUGGAGGCUACCAGCGUACAUUGUGCUGCCAAUAUGGCUUGUUUUUGCGGCUCUUGACGGGGCUUUCCUGUCCGCGGUGUACGAAAAGGUGCCUGAUGGGGCUUGGUUCACGCUACUUCUAGCGUUUCUACUUUCAUCCGUCUUUGCUCUCUGGCGCUUCGGGAAAGAAACUCAAUGGCAUGCGGAAGGACUCGAUAACUUGUCCCCACAGUCCCUUUUUGCUCUCGAUUCUACCGCACUACUCGGGGAUCAAGGGCGUCCGCCUGUGCGGCUACGCGACGCUUUCGGUGGAGCGACCCUCUCGACUGUGCCCAGCUUGGGCAUCUUUUUUGACAAAGCUGGCAACCCCAAGACUCUGCCACCGUCAUUUGCAGAAUUCGUGAAGAAGUUUGCCACACGACCCGGCCUCGUCAUCUUCUUCCACAUGCGCGCACUGCCAGUGCCGUCAGUUGCCUUGGAAGACCGCUAUGUUGUAACUCGAAUGUCGCAGAUGCCCGGAAGUUACUCUGUAACUCUUCGUCAUGGCUAUACUGACGAUGUUCUCCAUCCCGGCAUGGCCCGCGAUCUUAUUGCCCAGAUCGAGCUUGCCCUGAUAGAAGCUUCGAGAGCUGAGGAUACUGAGGACGAGCUUCAGAGGCUGCGAGCAUCGUACAGUUCCCAGGUGGUCUAUGUCCUCGGCAAGGAGACAAUGCGCAUUCGGCAUGCGCGAAGAACACCCUGGGGACUGUGUCGACAUGUACUUCUCUGGCUAUUUCUAUGGAUACGCGAAAAUUCGCGGGCGAAACUGGCUGAUCUUGACAUUGAUGCUGAUAAAGUGGUCGAGGUUGGAUUUUUGAAGGACAUUUGA
Molecule: messenger RNA, 2295 nt
Organism: Akanthomyces muscarius
Lineage: Eukaryota; Fungi; Ascomycota; Sordariomycetes; Hypocreales; Cordycipitaceae
Exons: 4
Coding region: 1-2295 (764 amino acids)
Biological process (GO): potassium ion transmembrane transport
Cellular component (GO): membrane
Molecular function (GO): potassium ion transmembrane transporter activity
Source: RefSeq, a predicted model, not a curated record